GCCAUCUUUAGCUGAGCUGACACAAACUACGGGAGCAGAGUUGGGAACGAAACUAGGUCAGACGCUCGGAAACGAAAACACUUCUGACAAUCUCGAUUCAGACGGUGCUUCUCGUCAACAUCGGCCGACCUCUUCGACCCAUCGGUGCUGUCCUAUGGUCCGAUGUGUUUGAUCGGUCAGCUAGCCCCAACGCAGUUUUCUUGUGUCGGUCCCGGUUGACGUUGAGUGGUCGCCUUUUCUGACAAACAGCCGAAAGAGGGGGAAGCCAGGAUGAAACGAGGUCUUCAAGGGAAUGAGCAGGAGGACGGAGGUGGCACCAGCAGUGGGUCUCAGGAGACUCUUAAACGGCCCUGCAAGCAGAGGAGAGAUAAAGAUUGUGAAGGGGAGGGAGUCCACUGGGAGUGUCUGCCACAGGAGAUCCUGCUCCACAUCUUCCAGUACCUGCCUCUGCUGGAUAGGGCUUACGCUUCUCAGGUGUGCCGGAGCUGGAACCAGGCGUUUCAUAUGCCAGAGCUGUGGCGGUGCUUUGAGUUUGAGUUGAACCAGCCAGCCAGCUCCUACUUGAAGGCCACACACCCGGAUCUCAUCAAGCAGAUAAUUAAAAGGCACUCCAACCACCUGCAGUAUGUCAGCUUCAAGGUUGACAGUAGCAGAGAGUCUGCAGAAGCAGCCUGCGACAUCCUCUCUCAGCUCGUGAAUUGUUCUUUGAAAACGUUGGGGCUCAUCUCCACCGCCCGGCCCAGUUUCAUGGAGCUGCCCAAGUCUCACUUCAUCUCAGCACUGACGGUAGUUUUUGUGAACUCCAAAUCUCUGUCCUCCCUGAAGAUCGAUGACACACCCGUGGAUGACCCCUCCCUCAAAGUCCUGGUGGCUAAUAGCAGUGACACGCUCAAACUGCUGAAAAUGAGUAGUUGUCCGCAUGUUUCCCCUGCAGGCAUCCUGUGUGUGGCUGAUCAGUGCCACGGCUUGAGAGAACUGGCCCUCAACUACCAUCUGCUGAGUGAUGAACUUCUUAUCGCGCUCUCCUCAGAGAAGCAUGUUCACCUUGAGCACCUUCGCAUCGACGUGGUCAGUGAUAAUCCAGGCCAGCAGUUCCACACCAUCAAAAAGAGCAGCUGGGACGCCAUGAUGCGCCACUCUCCUAAAUUCAAUCUGGUCAUGUACUUCUUUCUCUACGAGAACGAGUUCGGACCCUUCUUCUGCGACGAGAUCCCCGUCACGCACCUGUACUUCGGCCGCUCCGUCAGUAAAGACGUGCUGGGCCGCGUUGGGCUCACCUGCCCCCGUCUGGUGGAGCUGGUGGUGUGUGCCAAUGGGCUGCGGCCGCUGGAUGAAGAGCUGAUCCGCAUCGCCCAGCGCUGCAAGCAUCUGUCGGCCAUCGGCUUGGGAGAGUGCGAAGUGUCCUGCAGCGCCUUUGUGGAGUUCGUCAAGAUGUGCGGAGACAGACUGACACAGCUAUCCAUCAUGGAGGAAGUGCUGGUACCUGAUCACCGCUAUGGGCUGGAUGACAUUCACUGGGAGGUGUCGAAGCAUUUGGGUCGUGUCUGGUUCCCCGACAUGAUGCCUACCUGGUAGAGCUGAGGGAAUCCGAGUAGAUUUAAAUUGUUAAAUUGUAUGAGUGUAUGUGUUUCUUGUGUUUGACACCACUCAUUUUUCUCCUGUCUUUCCCAGGAACUGUACAUACCGCUUUUCUCCGCGAGUAACAAAACAUAACAUGUCUUUGAGCUUCGAUCUGAUGAAACAUUAUAUUUGUUUUGUUUUUUAAAGUCACUUUGAUUUCCACUCUGCCGUAUUGUUUCAUGUACUGUAUAUGAUUUUUAUAUUUAUAUGAAUAUUUAUAUCUAAAUGUAUUUGUCUCAUUGUCACGCAUGACAUAAAGCACCUUGUCUCUGAGCAAUUUAUUAAGAACAUGCAGAUCGGUAAUGUGUAUGUUUCUGGAGAAUUCAGGUUUCCACAGGAAUUAACAGGAAUAUCUGGGAAUUAUUGGAAAUGAAGGGGAAUUUUUUUUCCAUGUACACAGGCUGUAUUUACUGUGUAUGAUUCAGUCAGAAGUGUGAAGAUUUUGCGCUGGCUUAAGUACAAAUCCUUUGAAUAGAAAUCAGAAACGUUCAUUUCAGCUAAAUCAUUUGGCAUACAGUCAACAAAUCGUAAACACCACACUAAGCACAAAAAGACUUUGAGCUCAAGUAUUGUGGUAGUUCGGGUAAUAAUCUUCACAUUUAAUGGAAAAUUCCCCAUUAGUUCCCCAUUCCUGUUAAAAUUCUCCCAACUUAAACUGUCGUGAAAGAUUUUUGAAAGUGUUUCUUACACUUUCCAGCCCAACUAAUGACACGCUGUGACUGUCUAAAAACGAAGAAAUGCUUCAUGAUUAGGGGACAAUCACCCCAAGCAGGAAGUUUGACCAUGUGACUGUGGUUGAAUAGGAUUACAUGUUGAAUACAUGCGGUUUCAUUUGGUUUUGGACUCCAUGUGUCAUCUGCUCCUGUCUUCUAUCGUUGCGUCUCUGUUUGAUGUCUUUGAAUGUGUUUUAGAACGCGUCGCAGAGUCGCUGCAUCUCAUUUAGAAGAAUGGAGCUGUCUCUUUCUCUGUCCUCUGAUUUGGUAAGGACAGAGCUAGCAAAGACCGCUGUUUGUGAAGGCGAUGCUCGACAGUGACUUUGGCCAUAAUCAUGUUAGUCUGUAUAUACUGUAUAUUUAUACAUAUAUAUAAAUAUAAAAAGAGUGAUGCUUGAUAUUUUUGUGUGUAGUGUACAAUAGCUACAUUUCUGCAUUGCCUGACCCUAUUGUAAUUGUAAAUAUUAAUGUGUCACAUUGCAAAACAAAUGGGAGGGAGAAAUUUUAGUUUACAAAUAUAUAUCUGUACAUUUAUUAAAUCUUACUGGUGCACUUUUACUCUGUUGAAGGAUCACAAGUUAAGUUUAGCUGCAGUGUCUUUAGAGCGUGAAAUGUUGCAGCACAAUCAUGAAACAUUUUACUGUGAUCUGUAAAUCUGUCAGUCCUGUAAGUUACACUCGUCAGUGAGCUAUCGUUCUGUUCUUUAAAAAACUAAAAAAAAAACUGAAUUCAAACUGGAUGUUUUUAGAAAUUAAAUCAGCAUUGUGGAACUGUGGAACUGAAAUAAUCUCCUAAAAGCACAAUCAUUCACCAUGGUAAUAUUCCUUUAAGACAAUAGUAACUUUUAAAAGAUUUAAAAAACAAUUCAGAAUUAGGGGUUAAAAAGUUAGAGCAGGGCUGCACAAUUAUGACCAGUAUUGUACAUACUGCAAUAAUGUUCUCAGGCUAUCGUACGGAAACUAUUGGCCAGCCGACGACCUUUUUUUACCCCCUUAAAUUAAUGUUCAUUCUUUGUUCUAUAUUGUAUCUGUGUGUUGCAUGCAAAAAAACAAAAAUACCAUUUAACCCAGAAGCAGCACAUCAUCCAGAUACUCCACUGCUCACUCAUACGUGGCAACUGUGGUAACGGAGGAAUAUAAAUAAAUUAAUAAUGUGAAAAUAGUAAUCUUAAAGCAGAAGACAGGACAGUGUGGCAGCUGAAUGUUGAAUAAAUUGAAUGUUUGCCUGAAUGUGAGUGCGUAAAAUAUUUCCAUUUCACUAUUGUUUUUGAUGCAGUAAAGUGGAUAGAAGAAUAAUAUCUGGAACUAUGGAUUUAUCACGCAUGUUGUCUGUGGACUUGCUCGAAGUUGCCACCCUUGGACUGUGCAGUAAAACAGACCUGCAAGUCAAACAUUAACAGAGUUGGCAUUCAUCCUAUGUAUGUUUUUUUUCUUUUCUUUUAUGGUGCAAAUGUUAAAUGAAAAAUAUCACUACUUCACUCUCUAAUAGUGACCCAUCAUGUCUUAAUUGUUUUUUUUCUCUUUUUCGAGGUCAACAAAGACAAUGGACUUUGUUCUUUACUGACUUGCAAUACAUUUUUAUUGCGUAUUUAUGAGAUCAUCUGCUGGUUAAUAUUAACUGUCUGCAUUUGUAUUCAAUGCUUGUAGAUAUUAUUGUAAUAUUCAAGGAUAGUAAGAGUAAGGGCUGUGUUUCUUCUUAUAGUGUACUGUGUGUUGCUUUUAUUUUAGUCAAACAUUGUACUGAGACUGGUAGGAGAGGUGACCUCUUGUACUUUUCCCAAAGACAGGUAUUAUGUGAGUGAAGUUCAUAGCUUCAUUAAAAAUGCCUGU
Scomber scombrus (Atlantic mackerel) is the source of this 4162-nucleotide messenger RNA. RefSeq names its product F-box/LRR-repeat protein 3-like. The transcript is spliced from 6 exons. NCBI's taxonomy places the organism in Eukaryota, Metazoa, Chordata, Actinopteri, Scombriformes, Scombridae. The record is from RefSeq and is a predicted model, not a curated record. The coding region runs from base 271 to 1575 and encodes 434 amino acids. Gene Ontology annotation, molecular function: protein binding. Gene Ontology annotation, biological process: SCF-dependent proteasomal ubiquitin-dependent protein catabolic process; G2/M transition of mitotic cell cycle; regulation of cell cycle. Gene Ontology annotation, cellular component: SCF ubiquitin ligase complex; nucleus; cytosol.